UUCCGAAAUCAGGACAGCGGGGAGCGGAAGGCGGCGGAUGAGGCCGCUUUCUAUUUCCGGGUCGCGCUCCUCUGGCUGGAGGCAAGAUGGCGGCGCGGUGCUUGUGGAGGAGGCUUUGCCAGGGAUCAUCUUUUCCUGUCAACUAUGCAAGCAGAGUUAUGCAAAAGCAAUGUUUUCUUCCAAACUUUGACUUGGUGGGAGGACGAUUCUCUGGAUCCCAUGUUCAUACACAGGAACAGAAGACUAAUCCUCUGGUGUCUAUUUCAGAUGAACCAGAAAUACUGUACCGGAGACUGUCCCUUUUGGUUAAAGGCCACGAUAAAGCUGUGUUGGACAGCUACGAGUAUUUUGCUGUGCUUGCAGCUAAAGAACUUGGCAUCACUGUUGAAAAAGUACAUAGACCUCCAAAGAAGAUAGAACGACUUACGCUUUUAAAAUCUGUGCACAUUUACAAGAAGCACAGAGUUCAGUAUGAAAUGAGAACACAUUACACCUGUUUGGAGUUAAAACACCUAACGGGCAGUACUGCUGCAGUGUACUUAGAGUAUGUUGAACGAAACCUACCUGAAGGGGUUGCCAUGGAAGUAAAAAAGACAAAGAUAGAGAAAAUACCUGAACACAUCCAGGAGCCAGUUUGGGACUCUCUACCUCAAGUAGAAGAAACAGAAGUCAAAUCAUGAAUUCACCAGGUACUUGGUUGUUAGUACUGGAACUACUUGCUCCUAUCAACCUAAUUUACUAAGACGAUCUACUGAUAAAUAAAAGUCCUGUUUUAUAAAUAUUCUUAAAUAUUCUGUAAAUAUUCUUAUUUUACUAAGUUAUUCUUGAUCAUAGCUCCAGAACUUUUAGACUAACCAAGCAUCUGUAAUGUGAAGAGGCUUGACUGCAUGCUGUGAUCAUCUGUAGUGUUUUUUGAAAGCUAAAACGUAUUUAUAAAUAACCUAGAUCCCCAUUUGA
Messenger RNA from Lagopus muta (rock ptarmigan), 957 nucleotides. It is a transcript of the gene MRPS10, whose product is annotated as mitochondrial ribosomal protein S10. Gene Ontology annotation, cellular component: mitochondrion; ribosome; mitochondrial small ribosomal subunit. Bases 87 to 680 code for a protein of 197 amino acids. The record is from RefSeq and is a predicted model, not a curated record. The transcript has 7 exons. Gene Ontology annotation, biological process: translation. Gene Ontology annotation, molecular function: structural constituent of ribosome. Lineage: Eukaryota; Metazoa; Chordata; Aves; Galliformes; Phasianidae.